AUGCAUGCUAUAACAGCCUUGACAGGCAUGAUUUUAACACUUCUUAUCAUCCCUGUGGCCUUCCCUGUGGCUAAGUGGCAGAGUGCGGGGCUUGUAAACUUUUUCCCCAAUUUAUUAUCGCAUGUCUUGUUUGUUGAACAGAUAACGGUGGUGGUGGCACUCUCGAUAGCCACUUGCCUUGCUGCUACACCUCAAACAAAGUCCAGCUCAUCAAAAUACCUUUCUUCCUCCAAAAAGCCAGCUAACACAGAGGCCAAGUUCCCGAUACCAGUCAAAGCACCUGCUAAAGCCCACUCGCAGCUUCUCAAGGAUUCUCCCAGAAGAGGACCUAUCGGCGCAUGGACAUCCAAUGCAUUUGGGAACCUACAUAACAACGGAAAUAACGCAUUCACGAGCCUGGGAGGACGACCGGGGCUUUCCAGGCCCCGGCCAUCCUUCAGCAGCCUUGUUAGUAACCUUCGGCCUAGCCAUAAACCGAAUAAAUUCUUCAGCUCCGGUUCGGGAUCGUAUGCCGGCUCAAGCGGGGGGUCCAACUCGAAUGGUGGAGGCUCCUUUGGCAGUAGCUUAUACCCGCACACGGUUGGGUCUGGCGGCUCGAGUGGCUCCGGUUACGGAUCCGGUUCUGGUCUCGCCGGAUCGAAUUCAAAUUUUGGUGGAUCUAGUGCCAAUUUCGGUGGAUCAAGUUCCAAUUUUGGAGCCUCGAGUACCCAUUUCGGUAAUUCAGGUUCCAGUUAUGGAGCCGGCGGUGCCGGUGAAGGUGCCGGGAAUCUAGAAACUAAUUCACUCGGUGGAAGCAGCAGCUCCAGUGCUGGCGGUCUCGGCGGAGAGAGUGGUGGGAGCUACGGAGGAGGCACCGGUGGUGGCAAUCAAGUUGGAGGUCAUGGAAGCUUCGGAGGAGGUGCUGGAAGUCAUGGAAGCUUCGGAGGAGGUGCUGGAAGUCAUGGAAGCUUCGGAGGAAGUGCCGGAGGCCAUGGUAGCUUUGGCGGCAAUAGUGGAAAUCAUGGCAGCUUUGGUGGCAAUGGCGGAAGUCACGGCGGUUUUGGUGGCGGCGCAGGGAAUCAGGGUGGUUUCGGUGGAGGUGGCAACCAAGGUGGAUUUGGUGGAAAUGGUGGGGGCUUUGGUUAUGGGCACGGUCAUGGUCACGGAGGUGGACUCGGGCAUGGUGGUAUUUUCGGCCACGGGGGUGGUCAUGGGAGUUUUGGUGGUAAUUUGUUUGGUGGGGGCAGUUUUGGCGCAGCAGGAGGUGCUUUCGGAAACGGCGGUGGAUAUGGAAAUGGUGAAGGUUUCGGGGGAGGAAGCGGAUCGGGUGGUUUUGGAGGCAAUGGAUAUGGGGGUAGAUAAUAUUUCUAAUUUUAUCCCCAACCCCCUUUUUUCAAUCCAGUGUCAAAAGCCGCAGGAACGGGAGACUCAACUUGAGAGUAUUGGAAGAUGCCUUAUUGCAGAUAAAACAAAAAUAUUACAGCAACUAAGUAUAUACUACUGAUAUAUACUAUAUAUAUAUAUAUAACAAAGGGUACGACGGGUUUUAUACUGGGUGGGCCAAAAGUAACUGAGAAGUGUCUCUAACUUUUGAACAAAAAGAGAUAUAGGGUUCCGGUUUGGACCAUUGCUCAUUGUGGCAAGGGGCCUAUUGAGGGGCCCCUAAAGGAGCCCUAUGGAAGGCAACUCGAGAUUUUCAAAUGGCAACCUCCCCCCCCCCUUUGUGAUACAUCGAUAGAAAGAGGAUAAAAAAAACAAGAAUGUUCGCGCAAACCGAAGAUCAAUCCGACUUUUCGUUCCCGCGUUAUUCAAUUUCAAAGUUUAACCGGGACCAAUUUUCAAAAAUUGAUAAGUCCUAUUCGAAAAGUCGCAAAGAGGCCGCCAAUGAGUUAAAAUUCGUAGCAUUACAGCCGCAGCCGCAGCAAUCGAUGGCAUGACUCUGAGCGCGCUUUGAAACGGGGUAAACGACGCCGAUAAUAUAAAAUUUUCAGGCGGCGAGCCUCCCCCACCCUCCCCACGCGAACUGAUGAGAAGCACAUCCUCCGAUAACUUAGCUAUAAAUGAAAUAGUAGUGCUACGAAUUUUAAGCCAUUGACGGCCUCUUUGCGACUUUUCUAACAGGACUUAUCAUAUUUUGAAAAUUGGUCCAAAUUGAACUUUAAUCGUGAAUAACUCGGGAACGAAAAGUCGGAUUGAUCUUCGGUUUGCGCGAACAUUCUUGUUUUUUUAUCCUCUUUCUAACGAUGUAUCACAAGGGGGGGGGGGUUGCCCCCUCCUUUGUGAUACAUCGAAUGCACAUUGCAUGCAACAAUGCAAGAAAUUGAUCCAUGACUUGUAGCAGCAUUAAAACUGAGUGGAAUGACAUCAAAUUUAUACGAGGUCUGCUAGAUAAGAAACCAGAUUUUGGUGAUAAAUAGCCCAUCGUGCGUCCGAAUAAGGGUUUCUUGGACUUGCCUGGUAGCUGAAAAUAUACCUACGCUACAUUCACAAAUUUGAAAAAAAAAAAAAAAAAAAAAAAAAAAAAAAAAAAAAAAA
Molecule: messenger RNA, 2514 nt
Organism: Bemisia tabaci
Lineage: Eukaryota; Metazoa; Arthropoda; Insecta; Hemiptera; Aleyrodidae
Source: RefSeq, a predicted model, not a curated record